UUUACAUUGUUUUGUUUUGGAACCAGGGGCUACUGAGAUAGAAACAAAGGCGAACAUUCUUGAAUUUCUGACUUGAGGAAGUUUGGGGAUGUAAAUAGGUAGCCAAAUCCAAACUUAAAAACAGUUGGAAUGCAGUGAUAUAUGACAAACUAAUUCCAGUUUAAAAUUCCUGAAUCUGCGGUUCUUACUCAAAAGUGUCGUCAAAAAGGAUAACGCCGUCGUUUGGUGAAAGUGGCUGUUCCCGGAUAUUUUUGUUUGAAAGGCGCGCUUAAGAUCGCUGGAUAUUGAAAUGUGAAUACGCCGAGCGUGGAUUGAUGCCAAGGGCGGAUCAGAGAGCGUGGUGAUGCUGUGUUGUUGGAAACCAGCGCAGGUUGUUCAGGUGUUGACCGCAGCCUGGGGAAAAGCCAGCAAACCCUGAGAUCAGUGUUUCCAAGCAACAUGGAAGAUUGGUGCCGAUGGCAUUAUCUGAACGAUGACACAAUUAAUCUGUUGAAACACCAUGGUCUUUUCACACUUGAAGCCAUAAGGAGCUUGACAAGGAAUGACAUUGAUAACCUGAACAUAAGCAUGGGUCAGAAAACAGUACUGCGGCAUCUACUGCGCUCGGAAAAUGCUCAGUCGUGGAUGGAGCAAGUCAAGAUUCCACAAAGAGAUGAUAUUGAUUAUGGAUGGAUACACUACAUUACUGAACUCUUUAUUUUGUGUGAUGGCUGCGGAAGAGACCCAAUUACAGGCACCAGAUUUGUCUGUACUCAGUGUGACAAUUUUGACUACUGUUCUACAUGCUUUCACACAAGAAGUCACAAAGACCAUUUAUUUACCAGAAUUGAUUGUCCAGGCUCAAAACCACUGUAUGCUGGAAGAUCAGGAAGCAGAGUAUCUGAAGGGGGAGGUCUCUGACUCAAAUAUUCAAGGUACAGAAUGACAACCAAAUCAAAGUUUG
This is a messenger RNA of Pristis pectinata (smalltooth sawfish), 943 nucleotides long. RefSeq names its product probable E3 ubiquitin-protein ligase DDB_G0283893. The record is from RefSeq and is a predicted model, not a curated record. Gene Ontology annotation, biological process: mitophagy; endosome organization; aggrephagy. Bases 439 to 900 code for a protein of 153 amino acids. Gene Ontology annotation, cellular component: amphisome; aggresome. The transcript is spliced from 5 exons. NCBI's taxonomy places the organism in Eukaryota, Metazoa, Chordata, Chondrichthyes, Rhinopristiformes, Pristidae. Gene Ontology annotation, molecular function: protein kinase C binding; K63-linked polyubiquitin modification-dependent protein binding; zinc ion binding.